This is a messenger RNA of Adineta ricciae, 519 nucleotides long. The record is from the annotation of a GenBank genome assembly. NCBI's taxonomy places the organism in Eukaryota, Metazoa, Rotifera, Eurotatoria, Adinetida, Adinetidae.
AUGAUGAACACAUUACCACCAGGAACCGUUCUCGUACCAGCUUCUGAAUAUAUGGUUGUGCCCGUACAUCAGUUUUAUAUUGUACCAAUGCUUCAACAAGUUCCAAAUCCAAAUGAUUAUGUUUUUACUAUGCCACAAAUAAUACCAGUGAUUUCGACAAAUAUUCCAAAUUCCGGCACGAAUGUCCCGGAUUGUAAUACUAUACAAAGAAAUAUAUUUUACCCAACUACCAGUAUCGACAAUUUCUCGUACACCAACAUGCAGAAUAUGAAUAGUUCAUAUGACAUUCAUGAUACACCUUAUGAUUUAAUCGAUGAUGAUGAUAACGAAACACCUAUUUAUUAUUUAUCAGAUAGUAGUUUGGAUACAGUCGAUUUGGAUUCCGGUAGCGAUAUGAAUAUCAGUAACAUAAGCGAUGAUGAUGAUAGUGAUGCGCAUCACGUCUUUGAUGGUUAUGAUGACGAAGUCGAUGAUGAUGAUGAUGAUGAUGAGCCAACCACUGGUGCAUAUUGGCUCUAA